Messenger RNA from Danio aesculapii, 7564 nucleotides. RefSeq names its product SATB homeobox 2 (gene satb2). The record is from RefSeq and is a predicted model, not a curated record. Gene Ontology annotation, molecular function: RNA polymerase II cis-regulatory region sequence-specific DNA binding; DNA-binding transcription factor activity, RNA polymerase II-specific. The transcript has 16 exons. The coding region runs from base 115 to 3063 and encodes 982 amino acids. Gene Ontology annotation, biological process: chromatin remodeling; regulation of transcription by RNA polymerase II. NCBI's taxonomy places the organism in Eukaryota, Metazoa, Chordata, Actinopteri, Cypriniformes, Danionidae.
GAAGGCUGGGAGAGUCUGAAAACUGACUGAUGAAGAGUGAAGCAAGUGAUUGACUGCCACCGUUGAGAAUUGCUGUAGUUCACCUGGUGUUUUAUCUACACUGUGCGGUGACGAAUGAGGUGGGAGAAUCAGCCAGCUUUCGCUCACACACCCCAGAGUGUCUCAAAGCAGCAGAACAGCCAACUGCAUAGACACCAUUGUGCACUUAAUGAGCUCUCAUUAAACCACUUUGGAAAAAGCUUGGAGUCUCUCGGUUCCAGUGGCUCGAUCACAGCGCACAGUGCACGGAGCCCAAGUGUCCAACACCGAACCCGUCCGUUUUCAGUCCUCCACGAGGCAGCGAGAAGCCCAGCCCUGGAUUCAAUACUUUUAAUCAAUGGACAGAGCCCUCUCAACGGCCAACCGAGGUACCGACACGCCAUAAGCAGUCCUUAUCCUCUGGCUGGUGUUCCCCCUGUAGUGUGGAGGGGGAUGGAGCGUGGUGGAGGAGAGAGUCCUCGACUGCGGGACAGUCCCGAGCGACGUGUAAGCAGCAGCCCUGAUAUCGGCUGCCCUCCACAAAAGCUGGGCCGUCUGGAGCUCAACGGCAGUCCCACAGGUCACCGCAGUCGUCAUAAUGGGGCCCCACAAAGACCUCUUAGCGGUUUGAUGAUUCCCGUAUUCUGUGUGGUGGAGCAGAUGGAUGGAGGGAUGAUAUCAGAUGCAGAGAGCCGAGAGGAACAUGCUGAGUUUGUGCUGGUCAGAAAGGACAUUCUCUUCACCCAACUGGUGGAGACUGCUCUCCUCGCCCUCGGCUACUCUCACAGUUCUGCAGCCCAGGCUCACGGCAUCAUUAAGGUGGGCCGCUGGAACCCCCUGCCCAUCCAUUACCUGACAGAUGCUCCAGAAGCAACAGUAGCUGAUAUGUUGCUGGACGUUUACCACAUGGUCACACUGCGCAUACAGCUACAGAGCUAUGCUAAACUGGAGGACCUUCCAUCUGAGCAGUGGAACCACGCAACAGUACGCAACGCCCUCAAAGAACUUCUCAAAGAGAUGAACCAGAGCACACUGGCCAAAGAGUGUCCACUUUCACAGAGUAUGAUCUCCUCGAUAGUCAAUAGUUCCUACUAUGCUAAUGUCUCAACUGCCAAGUGCCAAGAGUUUGGUCGCUGGUACAAGAAGUACAAAAAAAUUAAAGGCGAUUAUUUGUGGCAAGGACGGGAGGGCUCGGAAAUCAAGGUUGAACGGGACAACCUCGCAGACUUCUGUGUAUUAGCCCAGCGUCCACCUCCUCACCUUACAGCACUGGGACAACUCGGCCCAUUGAACAGCGCUGGCUCUCUGGUGAAAGGCAACUCGGGGGAACCUCAGAAUUCAGCCCAGUCUCAGCCUCCAUCUCAAGGGCAGCCACAACCACCAUCAUCUCUUGGGCAGCUCCAUCACAGUCCUCCACUAAGGGCACAGGUGCCUCCUCCACCUCCUCCUGCUGCCCUGCAGCCUCUUUUGGCACCAGGAGGACUUCUCUCACCCCAGCUCAGUCCACAGCUGGUCCGGCAGCAGUUGGCCAUGGCUCAUCUUAUCAACCAGCAGCUGGCCGUCAGCCGCCUCCUGCAUCAGCACCCACAGGCUCUUAACCAGCAGUUUCUUAAUCACCCACCCAUCCCACGGCCUAGCAAGUCUGGGGGCCCUGGAGAGCCCGGCUCCAACCCCUCGGCUGCAGAAGUGUCCUCUGAUAUCUACCAACUCGUGCGAGAUGAGCUGAAAAGGGCCAGUGUCUCCCAGGCAGUGUUUGCUCGAGUUGCCUUCAACCGUACACAGGGCCUGUUAUCAGAGAUAUUGCGAAAAGAAGAAGACCCGCGCUCAGCCUCUCAGUCCUUGCUGGUAAACCUCAAAGCGAUGCAAAACUUCCUGAACUUACCUGAGAGUGAGAGGGACCGCAUUUACCAGGAAGAGCGAGAACGCAGUAUGAACCCUCCUGUGAGUCUGCCUCCAACCACAAACCCCAGCCCUGGGGCCGUCCGCCUUUCUCAGAAGGUGUGGGAGCGCAGCAUCGAUGAACAGUUAACCCCUGAUGCUUGGGCAUCUAUUUGGAAGAAUAAGACCAAAAUCACAAACUCGUGCAAGACUCCUAACCCUGACCUUCCUGUGAAACUGGAGCCACUGGUUAACAUCACCUCAACCAUCUAUGACGAAAUCCAGCAGGAGAUGAAACGGGCCAAAGUGUCUCAAGCACUUUUUGCCAAGGUGGCAGCCAACAAGAGCCAGGGAUGGCUGUGUGAGCUGCUUCGCUGGAAAGAGAGUCCCAGCCCAGAGAACAGGACGCUCUGGGAGAACCUGUGCACUAUCCGGAGGUUUCUAAGCCUUCCACAGACAGACAGGGAUAUGGUAUAUGAGGAGGAGUCCCGUCAUCACCACAGCGAACGGCUGCACACUGUACUACACCUGCCCACUGACCCUCAGGUACUUCACAGACAGCCCAUGCAGCCACUGAAGGACCACUCUCCUAUUCGAGAAGACCCUGUUCCCAGUUCUGGAGCUGAAGAGAACCCUCAGGCCAACACAGGUUCUGGAAACAACGGACCGGUCAGCAAUGUCACCAAAAAACCUCGCUCUCGCACCAAGAUCUCUCUGGAAGCUCUAGGCAUCUUACAGAGCUUUAUCCAGGAUGUGGGUCUAUACCCUGACCAGGAAGCCAUACAUACCCUGUCAGCUCAACUGGAUCUGCCCAAACAUACCAUUGUUAAGUUCUUCCAGAACCAACGUUAUCAUGUGAAGCAUCAUGGACGACUGAAGGAGCUCAUAUCGGAGGGUGGCGGUGUAGACGUGGCUGAGUAUCGAGACGAGGAGCUGCUUUCCAGUUCAGAGGAUGCAGAGUCCAGUGAAGAUGGUCACGAGGAGAUCUACAGCGGGCAUGAGAGUGCCCCAGCUGGAGCAGCCAACUCUGUCUCAACUCCAACUCUUUCUUCUGUCCAAGAUGAAAAUAAAGACAAAUGCUUGCCUCUAGGAACAAUCAGACCCAGCUCUCUGCCCCCAUGCAGUUCAUCCUCAAGUCCCAGAGAUCAAGCAGACUAUCAGAGAUAAACCAGCCUCAGCAAAGACUAUACUGCAGGUAGGGAAAGGCAAAGAGUGAGCACUUACAACGGUUAUGUAGUGGAGGAGAGAGUGUUAUGGACAGCUUAGAAACUUACUGACAAAGACGCAGUGUCCUUUUAAGACCUGCUAAAGGUAAACCAAACCACACAAGAUUUGCAUUUUGAUUUAGGGGGACUCUUGGCCUCAUACCUCACAAGUUACUUACAGGGACAAGAUGGUACAGAAGCAAUCCCUACAGGGUAAUACAUGCGUUUGGUUGACUGGAAAGCUUUAAUUCCUUAUAUGUAAAUUGUCGAAUUAAAGCUGGUUUCAAGAUGGCUGCCUCAACUCCAAGAUAUCACGAGCAUUCAAACAUGCACGCUAAGAAUGUCAAGAAGGCCAGUCUUUCACCAAGAUUAUGAUUUCUUAUUUGAAAACAGAGGGUUUCUUUAAAGAUACCACUAUCCAUGCCCCCCUCUACACCCCUACAGGGUUAAAAUAGCAGGGACAGAGCUUUAGAUGAGCCAUUAAUGUCUUAUAGGUCACCAAUAACUUUGGUAUAAAUAAAUUUCUGUCUGAUCAGGGAACCUUGUGGGCGGCUGUGGCUGUCCUCAUCUUCCCCUCCAUGAUGGGGCAUUCUGGUGGUCGCCAAUAGAGGGUCGUGCUUGACUGCUAAAGCAGUCGGUUGGGUUGGAGGUACAGAUGAGCUUUUGGGUGUACACAUCAGCCCAGCCCAGGAACCCUACUAUAAACACGUGCGGUGUGCUGAAAGGUCCACAGUUAACCCUAUGGCGCUUUUGAAGACCGCGCCAUCUCUCCCACAACCAGCCACAACCAUCAUUCCAAGCAGUCCCACGUGGUUCAAGAAAUCACUCAUUUACCCCCACCACCCAUGCACACCCAACACAGACUGUGCACAACAUAAUGAUCCCUCAGUCCUGUCCAGUGGUUGAAGGUUUGCUUUAUACAGAUAUAUUUAGACCUUAGGUUUCGUUCCGGUUUUGCUCUCCUAACAGACUGUAAGAAUAAAGCAUAAUUGGCUGGAGGACUGACUGCUAUGGACAGAAGGACAAUAGUGAGGGUGCAGUCUAACUGCAUCUGCCUCUAACCUAGUGGAGAAAAGCAAACAAACAACUUCAAUUGUGUGGAAGUGCGGUCGUCUUUUUCUUCCGUCACCCCCACAGCUCUCUCUUUUACUGACUGAUGCCCACAAUGUCCUAAUUUGACCACACGUAGCCACACCCAACUCCACAGCACUAUUUAUUGCUAUCUCACCCUCAAUUAUUAUUGUUGUUAUUGUUAUUAUUGUUAUUAUGGUUGUUCUUGCUGUUAUUUUUAGUUCUAUUUUCACGGUCUAAUAUCAGCUUUUGACUUGCAGCAGAUGUUUUGGUAAUGAGAGACGUUGUGAAAGAAAGAAACACUGCCAAAACACAGAGAAAGGAAUUAGAAGAAGUUACUGAAGUUACUGAGUGAAUCAUGUGAGAUAUAUAAAUAUAUAUAUAUACUGCCAGUUCUAUCAGCAUUAUGUACUUUUCCAAAGAGAACAGCACUUGGCAGAUGAGACGUUGAAAAUUAAAACAACAGAAUUAAGAGGAAUCAUUGGAAUUUGUAUGAUCUUUUGUGCAUAAGAUGACAAUCCUUCAUUUGAGCCAAUCAGAACUCGGCAAGCAUGAACUCUGCAUUCUGAUUGAAUUAUGACUUUGAUCAGCGUAACUUGACGCAACAUUACACCUGUUGCAAAUCAUCCAUGACACCGUGGCAACACUUGGAUCCAGGGUUCUGAUUUGUUUUUGAGAAUCAGCUGCUACUUGCUCUUUCACAGAUAAAUAGACAAAAUAUUGUUGUUAACCUUAUGCUAACCCUUAAACUAUUUUUGUUUCAAACCAGUGAUAAUUGUGGUCUAUGUCCAUGUUUUGUCUUUUACAAAUAGAAAUGUUUUAUGUAGGAUCUUUAAUGUGCAAAAUGCUGAUGUGGUUCUUGCAAUUACUUUGAGCAUCCUGACUCUUUCACAUAGGCACAGUCCACACUCGCACAUGCCUAGAAGUAAUGCAUUCCAGCAGAACAAUAAUUAGAAAUGGAUAUGCACAUAUUUUUCUGGUAAAGUAUAGAAGAUGGUAUCCUGAUCACAAAGAUAAACUUCUCACUGUGUCUGUUGGGUUGUAUUGUAGGUAACCUUGAGAAAUGGUUCUCCGCUGCGCUGAUGAUUUGUACCUGGUUAAGAUUUGCAUGCAACAUUCAUUCAUUCAUUUUCUUUUCGGCUUAGUCCCUUUAGGUCACCACAUUGGAAUGAACCGCCAACUUAUCCAGCAUAUGGUUUUCGCAGCGGAUGUCCUACCAUCUAAAACAUCCAUACACACUCAUUCACACACACACAUACACUUUGCACAAUUUAGCUUACACAAUUGAGCUAUAUCGCAUGUCUUUGGGUUGUGGGGGAAACCGGAACACUCGGAGAAAACCCACGCGAACACGAGGAGAACAUGCAAACUCCAGCUAAGGCUGGAACCAGCGACCUUGCUGUGAGGCGAUUGUGCUACCCACUGCGCCAUGGUUCAGCACCCCCUGCAACAUUCAGUUCUUCUAAUCAAGCGAAGAGCAGAGUAAGGCCUCAAAGACUAAGCUGUCUAACAUAAAUUACAGGAGUGAUAAGAAGUCACAUACAGGUGUUGAUGAUACAUGAGGAAGGUGUGCUUUAUGCCUACCAACAUCUGACAGCCUCAGAGUAUGUUGUGGUUCUCUGCUGCUCAUCUCUCUUCUAUUUUCUGUCCAGUUCACCUGUCUGCAUCAUCUUGUCGAUUCAACCCCAUUCUUGGGUUUUUGUCUGAUUGUUCCCUGGUCUGAUUUUCCCAGAUCUGAACUUAAUGUUCAGCCAUAGGUGAUUAUAGACCUUACGAACCUACCAAGGCCCCCUCCAGAAAAACUUAAAUUACUGUCAACAACCUUGGAAAUGUGUCAUUAUGUGAUUUUUCUUUUCAGUCUACAGUCUCUUACCGCUCAUUAAAACCUUUAGAGUUAGUUACAUAUAAGUAUUGCCUUUCUCUCUAAGUGGUCAGAAAUACUUUGUCUUCUGUAUUUAAAAUGGAGCAAAUGCUGAAAGUUGCUCAUCAUAUGUUCCAUUUGAUACCAGAAAGAGCCACAGAGUGACAAGGAACACAAUCUUCACUGUAAAAUCUCAGAUGCCUGCAGGGUUUGCAAAAGGUCUUUAAUAACACGGUAGUGAUUGCCUGCUUGAUCUACACCUUACUUAAGCCUGUCAAUCAUGUCACUUUCGGAGCCCUGCACCACCCCUUUCGUUAUACUCUGAGCAUCUUCUCCAAAUCCCUCCACCCUGCCGAGCCUAGAUCAGCUGGAGACAAGCACUUCUGAUGAGUCCAUCCCUAUACACCUCCCAAAUUACCUCGUAAAUGAUGAGAGCAUGUGCACACAUGUGUCUGUGUGUCCUAGACUGGUGUUUAACCUACCAUGGGGGUGGCUUACCGCUCAGCAGGAGUGAACAACUACUCUCUUCUUCUCCUCCAUCACCUCCUCCUCUCCGCCUUUGUCAGAGUUAGUGGUGAGAGUGAUGCCGAGGAGAAAACAAAGAAGAUUCCAAGAGUCCCUGAUGAGCACUAGGUCAAGGUCGCUGGCCAAUUAUCCAAGUCUUUCAUUCUCAUUCUGUCUUUUCAGUUCUCCGUACCAUCCCUCUGUUCCCUCAUUUUCUCGUUCACCAGGCGGGAAAGUAAUCGUUGUCUCCCAUGCUGUGGUGUCGAGGUUAAGUGCAGGUGAUGAUGCCUUGUUGAGAGGGUAGUUCCCUGAGAGGCUGCAGACUCCUGGAGUGGCAUGUCUGAAAUGUGCUUAAGACAAAGACUUGGUUGGACUGAUUUGUUCAAUAUCUGGUUAGCCACUAUCGGAUUAGGUUGACUUUAAAAGUAUUGGGUGAAGUCUUCUGAGGCUGCUACCCAUAUUAUUGACACCAGGGCUGUCUAAUCCUGCUACUGACUGGCCAACACACUUGUCAGGAAGUUGUCUUGUAAGUCUGAAGACCUUGGUUUGCUUGGUUAGAGAUCAACUCUGUAGGUCAGUGGCCCUUCAGGAUUUAGACUAUGAAAUAACACUCACCUAGUAUUUAAUCACUAAGAUUUAAAAAUUCCAGGUACAUACAAGAUGUCACAGGAAGGAAAUGCAUCAAGGAUGUUCUUGCUCAUAUUGCUAAUGCUUUCGUUUAUCUUACAGUGCCUCUGAACUAAGCACAAUGCUCCAGUUCUUUGCUUCGGAGAUGACAAAAUUAAAUGAUCUCAUAAUUUCCAUCAUUGUUUUCAUUGUUUUGUACUCAUAAACGCCUACAAUGUGAAUCAGGAUUGCCACUCCUGAAUUGGUACUUUCCUUGUCAAUCGAAUGCAUUGUCAUUAUCACUAAGUGAUAAUUAACUUAUGUGCAUCAUUUGGCUUCUUUGUUUGUAUGACAAUGUUUUGUCUUUUGAUUUUGUUUUUCAAAUGCUGUUGUUUAAAUAAAGUGCAUUCGAGGAAAAGAA